GAGCAGAUGCCGGCUACUACAUUUGCCAGGCUCUGACCGUUGCGGGCAGCAUUCUCGCUAAGGCUCAACUGGAGGUCACAGAUGUUCUCACAGACAGACCCCCACCUAUCAUCCGCCAAGGCCCGUCCAACCAGACCCUGGGGAUGGACAGUGUUGCGCUGCUGAAGUGUCAGGCAUCUGGAGACCCCAUCCCCUCCGUCAGCUGGCUGAAGGACGGGGUCAGUCUACUGGGAAAGGACUCCCGCAUGUCGCUACAGGAGCUGGGCAGCCUGCAAAUCAAAAACAUCAAGCUCUCAGACUCGGGGAUCUACACGUGUGUGGCCACCAGCUCAAGCGGGGAAACGUCGUGGAGCGCUUUCUUGGAAGUCAAAGAAUCAUUGGCAGUGAUUGUCACAAAGAGCUAUGAUGAGAUCGAGCUUCCAGGUCCACCGUCUAAGCCCCAGGUCACCGACGUUACCAAGAACAGCGUGUCAUUGUCGUGGCAGCCCGGGAUGACCGGAGCCUCUCCUGUCUCUUCCUUUGUCAUUGAAGCUUUCAGUCAGUCUGUGAGCAACAGCUGGCAAACCGUGGCGGACCAUGUCAAGACCACCCAGUUCACCGUCAAAGGUCUCCGUCCCAACACCAUCUACCUGUUCAUGGUCCGAGCCGUCAACGGCCAAGGCUUAAGUGAUCCGAGCCCAAUGUCUGAACCUGUUAGAACUCAAGAUAUAAGCCCUCCAGCCCAGGGAGUGGACCACAGGCAUGUGCAGAAAGAGCUCGGAGAGGUCAUAGUUCGCCUGCAUAAUCCUGUUGUCCUGGGUCCCACCACCAUUCAGGUCACAUGGACAGUGGACCGCCAGUCCCAGUUCAUCCAGGGUUACCGGGUUCUAUAUAGGCAGACGUCUGGGCUUCCUUCGCCAGGGGCGUGGCAGACCCAGGACGUGAAGGUGCCCUCGGAGCGCAGCGUCGUCCUGUCAUCGCUGAAGAAGGGCAUCGUUUAUGAGAUCAAGGUCCGGCCGUACUUCAACGAGUUUCAAGGCAUGGACAGCGAAUCGAAGACGGCGCGGACCACUGAGGAGGCUCCCAGCGCCCCCCCUCAGCAGGUAACCGUCCUGACAGUGGGAAACCAGAACAGCACCUCCAUCAGCAUCUCCUGGGACCCCCCUCCGCACGACCACCAGAACGGCAUUAUCCAGGAGUACAAGAUCUGGUGUCUGGGGAACGAGACACGUUUCCACGUGAACAAGACGGUGGACGCAGCCAUCCGCUCCGUGGUGGUGGGAGGGCUGCAGGUGGGCGUGGUGUAUCACGUGGAGGUUGCUGCCAGCACCAGUGCAGGAGUGGGAGUGAAGAGUGAACCUCAGUCUAUAAUCAUCGGGAAAGAGUUCCGGGACGUAAUCAUACAUGGAAACCGGAACAACAGCAUCACGGAGCAGAUAACGGACGUGGUGAAGCAGCCGGCCUUCAUCGCUGGCAUUGGAGGCGCCUGCUGGGUCAUCCUCAUGGGCUUCAGCAUCUGGCUCUACUGGAGGAGGAAGAAGAGAAAGGGUCUGAGCAACUAUGCAGUGACGUUCCAAAGAGUCGACGGCGGUCUGAUGAGCAAUGGAAGCCGUCCAGGCCUGUUGAACGCCAGUGACCCGGGCUACCCCUGGUUAGCCGACUCCUGGCCAGCGACCAGCCUGCCCGUCAACAGCAGCUCCGGAGGACCAAACGACUUGACUAAAUUUGGUCGAGGAGAUCUCCCCACUGGACAGGGAGAUAAAACAGGCACCAUGCUGUCUGACGGAGCCAUCUACAGCAGCAUAGACUUUACCACCAAGGCUAACUACAACAGUCCUGGUCAGACAUCCCAAGCCAAUCCUUAUGCCACCACUCAGAUCCUCCACUCCAGCAGCAUCCAUGAGCUGGCUGUGGACCUGCCUGACGCCCAGUGGAAGGCCUCACUUCAGACUAAGCAAGAAAUGGCAAACCUGGGCUACUCCCUGCCUGACAAGAACUCCUGCAACAACACCCUCCUUUUCAUUCCCGACUACCGAUUGGCCGACGGAUUGUCUAAUAGAAUCCCACACAACCAAUCACAAGAUUUCAGCACCACCAGCUCUCACAACAGCUCAGAGCGAAGCGGCAGUCUCUCAGGUGGAAAAGGAGGAAAGAAGAAGAAAACCAAGGCUGGAUCUAAACCUCCCAAAGCUAAUGGCUCCAACUGGGCCAAUGUUCCCCUGCCCCCUCCCCCGAUUCACCCUCUACCCGGCACAGAGAUGGACCUGUAUCCCAAUGAGCACCAUGACGGAGGAGGGUAUGAGAAUGACACCUGGGGCCCACCCAUGCCUGUGCAGACGUACCUUCAUCAAGGCAUGGAAGAUGAGCUGGAAGAAGAGGAGGAAAGGGUUCCCACGCCACCCAUCCGAGGAGUGGCCUCCUCACCGGCUGCCGUCUCUUUUGGACAGCAGUCCACAGCCACCCUCACCCCAUCUCCCCAGGAUGAGAUGCAGCCCAUGCUCCAGGCCCAUCUGGAUGAGCUGACCAGAGCAUACCAACUGGACAUGGCUAAACAGACAUGGCACAUGCAGGGAGGCUCUCGUCCUCCCCUGGCACCAGCUCCGCCAGUGGGCUAUGUGUCGAGCACAAUGGUUUCCGACCUGGAGACUGACCUGCAAGACGAGGAGGACGAAGAGGAGGAUGAGGACGAGGAUGAGGGCUAUGGAGCCAGACAUCCCCGUGGUAUCGAGCACACACCAGGGUCUAGCAUGGACAACUUGGACAGCUCUAUAACAGGGUCCAUGGUGAAUGGGUGGGGCUCGGCCUCGGAGGAUGAGCGUAAUUUUUCCAGCCAUAGAUCCAGUCUGGGCAGUUCUUCCGAUGGCUCCAUCUUUACCCACUGCAGCUUUGCCCAGGCCCUUGUGGCUGCUGCAGACAAGGCAGGCUACCGCCUUGAGGGAACCAGCCUCAGCAAGAGAGGUAAAGGCUUGUCCCACAGGCCCCGUCCCAGCAGUCCAUUUUCAACAGAUGGCAGCACAGUCGGCACACACAGCUUGGGCCACCAGAGGGCCACCAGGCCCACCCGCAAACCACGAAGUCAAGGCACAACACCUCACCGGAGAGACGCUGGUGCAGACGACCUACCUCCCCCCCCUGAACCUCCUCCCUGUCAGAUCCAGGGUCGCAUUCAGGGGACCCACAGUGUAAACAGCAUGGCACCACCCACGGACAGGAAGGCUUCGUCUCUGGAGCGCACGCCCAUGUCAGGGCCGCUCUGUGGGCCAGACGACAUGAAGAGCUCCAUUGACAGACAGAUGCGAACCUCUCUGGAACAUCACCGCCAGGCCCAGGACCGACUGGGCUCCAUGGACCGGACUGACGAUACCCGCAGGUGCCACAAAUCAGAGGAUGGGUGUGUCCCGUAUAGCAAGCCAUCCUUCCCCUCCCCCGGGGGCCACAGUUCCUCGGGGACCGCAUCCUCCAAAGGAUCAACAGGGCCACGCAAGACCGACGGUCCGCGGCAGCCACAACAGUGGACCGCCACGGAGCAUGCCGAAUUUCUGGGGGCCAAUGGACAUGGAGAGUUAUAGUGACCCUCCUAGGCUCCUGUCCAGGCCAAUAAACGUUCUCCUCUUACCUGUGCGUUCUCAGAAGGGUAGGUGCGCGGCAGCGAAGGGCCCCACAGUGACGAAGCAGUUUCACAGAACUGUACAUGUGAUGUAAAGUCACAAACAUACUGUACAUCUCACAAUGGUUUUGUCCUCAAGAAAAUAUUUUCCACCACCUACCUUACUGUAAUUUUCUUUUUGUUAGAAAAAGGCAAGUUUAAAAAAAGGAAGAAAAAAAAAAAAAAGGAAACAUCUAUGUGGUGGGGGGGAAAGAUUUUUGUUGUAUCUACCCUUCGGAAAAAGGGAAUUUUGUUUCCUGUAAAUAUUUUCUUUGUCAUGUUGUUGCAUUGCUAUGCAAACCCAAUAGAGUUUAAUUUGUUUUUUUUUUGUUUUGUUUUUGUUUUUUUUUUCCAUGUAAAAUAACAGUUGGGUUUUACCUGGUUAUUUGUACUAUAUGUGAAUUAAGUGGCUUUUGUGCCAUAAAAUAAUUGUUUUUUAAAUCCAUUGUUUGUUAAUAGCUACCAUUAAUUAUUAUUAAUAUUAUCAUUAUUAUUAAUGAUUAAUUAUUGUUUUUUUUUGCACUGCAAUUUUUGGUGAUAAGCACAAAAACAUAGCUCCUGCUGACAUGAAGAACCGGAAGAAUAUGUGAAGAGGAGUUUCUGUACUGUAAAGAGAAGAAGAUUAUAUUCUAGUGUACAGAGAGAUAUUAAAGAGUCAUGCUUUUCUCACAGACAGCAUCCAUUUCUACAGUAGAGACGAACCGAGUGGCAGACGCUAGUCCUGAAGGUGCGAGGCAGAGCUACAAGGCCUAGGAACGGAUCUGAAACGUAGGCAACUCAUGGAUUCGGUUAGGUAUUAAUUUAUUGUUCUCCUUCUUUUAAAUUUAUGAUUUAGUGCCUAAAUCAUUUUACAAAGUGGAUCUCAUGCUCCUACAUAGUACAGCCUCAAACUUACAAAAAACAAACAAAAAAAACAA
This is a messenger RNA of Poecilia latipinna (sailfin molly), 4542 nucleotides long. It is a transcript of the gene robo2, whose product is annotated as roundabout, axon guidance receptor, homolog 2 (Drosophila). Gene Ontology annotation, molecular function: protein binding. The transcript is spliced from 22 exons. NCBI's taxonomy places the organism in Eukaryota, Metazoa, Chordata, Actinopteri, Cyprinodontiformes, Poeciliidae. Gene Ontology annotation, cellular component: neuron projection. Bases 144 to 3548 code for a protein of 1134 amino acids. The record is from RefSeq and is a predicted model, not a curated record.